AUGGUGUUAUCGGCUUCGCCAUGUUCCUUGGCGAGAAGCUCGCUGGAGGAGAUGCUGGAUUCGCUUCGGCGGAGGGACGAGGAGGAGGAGAAGAAGAAGGAUUUGCCACCUGCCUUGCCUGCGAGGCCGACCUCGCGUGCAAGGCUUCCUCCGGCACGGCGAUCACUGCCGAACAAUUUUAAGGUUGGCGGCAACGAGCGCCUAGUCGUGCCGGAAAACGGACUUGUUACUAGUGAGGAGAGUGUGGUGAAGGAGAGAGAUUUGGGGCAGAAGAGGAGAAGGUGUGGUUUUGGGAGCAAGAGGGUGAAGAAGGAUGUGGAGUCUCCUUAUGUGGCACUUUCUUCCAGCGAUUCAUCAGGGAAUGUUUGGGAAUUGGAGAGUGAUGAUUGUAUAUCUUAUUUCAUCAAAAAGAAGCUUCGUGUUUGGUGUAGGCAACCAAGAGGGCAGUGGGAACUAGGAGUGAUACAGUCAGCUUCAGGAGAGGAAGCAUCCGUGUCACUCACAAAUGGAAAUGUAAUGACCGUAGACAGAUCAGAGAUUCUACCAGCAAAUCCUGAUGUGUUGGAGGGUGUGGAUGAUCUAGUUAAACUUGGUUAUCUGAACGAGCCAUCAGUUCUUCACAAUCUUAAGUUAAGAUAUUCUCAAGGGAUGAUUUAUAGUAAAGCAGGGCCAAUUUUAAUUGCACUCAAUCCUUUCAAAGAUCUUCAGAUGUAUGGAAAUGAUUAUGUCUCAGCUUGUAGGCAGAGAAGUGUGGAUAGUCCUCAUGUUUGUGCUGUGGCAGAUGCUGCUUAUAACAAGAUGAUGAGAGAUGAAGUAAAUCAGUCCAUUAUCAUAAGUGGUGAGAGUGGAUCUGGGAAGACAGAAACAGCUAAAAUUGCAUUGCAAUACUUAGCUGCACUUGGUGGUGGUGGCAAUUGUGCGAUAGAAAAUGAAUUUCUUCAGAUAAAUCGUAUACUAGAGGCUUUUGGGAAUGCAAAAACAUCUAGGAAUAACAACUCUAGCAGAUUUGGAAAGUUGAUUGAAAUUCAUUUCGGGUGCAUGGGUAAAAUAUGUGGGGCGAAAAUUCAAACCUUAUUGUUGGAAAAGUCCAGAGUUGUUCAAGUGGCCAGUGAGAAACUGAAUCUUAGAGCUGUCAAUGAAUAUAAAUAUUUAGUUCAGAGUGACUGUAUGUCAAUUGAUGGUGUUGACGAUUCCAAAAACUUUCAUCAGCUGAUGGAAGCACUGGAUGCAGUUCGAAUUUGUAAAGAGGAACGGGAGCUGAUCUUUAAGUUGCUUGCUGCAAUACUAUGGUUGGGAAAUAUAUCAUUCCAAGUAGGCAGAGGAGAUCACAUUGAGGUUGUUGAUGAUGAAGCUGUAACCAGUGCUGCCCAGCUGAUGGGUUGUAGUACCCAGGAAUUAGUGACAGCAUUAUGUAGCAAUAAAAUCCAAGCUGAUGAGGAUACUAUUACCAAAAAUUUGACCUUGAGGCAGGCAAUUGAAAGAAGAGAUGCAAUUGCAACAUUUGUCUAUGCAAACUUGUUUGACUGGCUCUUAGACCAAGUUAACAACUCACUUGAAAUGGGUAAAAAAUGUACUGGGAAAUCCAUAAGUAUCCUCGAUCUUUAUGGAUUUCAGACUUUUCAGAAGAAUGGCUUUGAGCAGUUUUAUAUAAAUUAUGCCAACGAAAGGAUACAACAACAUUUUAAUCGCCAUCUAUUUAAACUUGAGCAGGAGGACUAUGAAUUGGAUGGCGUUGAUUGGACUAAAGUAGAUUUUGAGGACAAUCAAGGGUGCUUGGAUCUAUUUGAGAAGAAACCUGUUGGUCUACUCUCUUUGUUAGAUGAGGAGUCAAAUUUACCCAAGGCUUCUGAUUUAACAUUCGCCACCAAACUUAAACAUCACCUGGACCCUAAUCCUUGCUUCAGAGGGGAAAGAGGCAGAGCUUUCCGUGUUUGUCACUAUGCUGGAGAGGUUCUGUAUGAUACAAAUGACUUUCUAGAAAAGAACAGAGACACGAUGUCUUCUGAUUCCAUUCAAUUCCUGUCUUCAUGUAAUUGUGAACUGCUGCAGUUGUUCUCCAAAAUGUUUAACCAGUCUCAACAGCAGAGUGUUGCAACAAAGUUCAAGGUUCAAUUGUUCAAGUUGAUACAUCAGUUGGAGGGCACCACGCCUCACUUCAUUCGCUGCAUAAUGCCAAAUACUAAGCACCUUCCUGGCAUUUAUGAUGAAGGCCUUGUCCUACAACAGCUCAGGUGUUGUGGAGUUCUAGAAGUUGUUAGACUUUCAAGGGCUGGAUAUCCUACUCGAAUGACCCAUCAAGAGUUUUCAAGAAGGUAUGGGUUUAUGCUUUCUGAGGCCAACGAAUUGCAUGAUCCAUUGAGCAUUUCAGUUGCUGUUUUACAAAAAUUUAAUAUCCCUUCUGAAAUGUACCAUCUCGGUAUCACCAAAUUGUAUCUUCGAGCAGGGCAGAUUGAGGCACUGGAGAAUAAGAGAAAACAAAUUUUGCAGGGAAUACUUUGGAUUCAAAAAUGUUUUCGUGGAUAUCAAGCUCUUAUUCGUGGAGAAAAUACAAGAAGGAAAUAUGGUGUUAUGGUGAAGUCUUCAAUAACAAUUUAUUCUAGAAAACUGGAGGAGAUCCAUGCAAUCAUACUAUUACAAUCUGUAAUUCGUGGUUGGCUGGUUAGAAGGGAUGCUAGUCUUGUAAAUAGGUCAAAGAAAUAUCCUGAAACUGCUAAACCUCGGCGGAAGUCGUUUAUGAAGAUAAUACCAGAAGUACAGAUUGAGGGAAUAAAAGAGAUCAAGAUGUGGCUGGAAAGGUGGAUGCAAAAGCAAGACAUCAUGUUGGAGGAUAGGAUCACAAAUAAGGAAAGCAUUCAAGGGGAUAUCGAUCCCCGUUCAACCAAGCAUCAGGAUUUGUCCAAAGAGCCACUUCAGAAUCUGCUUUCAGCUUUAGCCGAACUCCAAAGGCAGGUUGACAAGGCUGAUGCUAUUGUAGAGCAAAAGGAAGAGGAAUAUACUGAAUUAAGGGAACAGCUAAAACAAUCUGAGAGAAAGAGGAUUGAGUAUGAGAAAAAAAUGAAAACAAUGGAGGAGGCUUGGCAAAAACAGAUGGCAUCUUUGCAAACGAGUCUUGUUGCUGCUAGAAAAAGCCUUGCUCCUGAGAAUGCUACUGUUCAACCUGUCAGACAUGAUUUUGUGUUGCCUCAUGGUUAUGAUUCUGAAGAUGCUACGUCCAUGGGAUCUCGAACUCCUGGUGGAAGCACACCAAUGCUCUCUGGUAGUCUCUGUGAUGCAGGGAGACAGGCCAAUGGCACUUUGACUACAGUGAGCAAUCUGAUGAAGGAAUUCGAGCAGCGAACACAGAACUUUGAUGAGGAAGUAAAAUCUUUGUACGGUGUUAAACCGGUGCAGUCUGCGAACAGAAGUUCUGUAGAAGAACUUAGGAAACUUAAACAGAGAUUUGAGGGAUGGAAGAAACAAUACAAGGUUAGGUUACGUGAGGCUAAGGCAAGGAUUUAUAAGGCAGAAUCAGAGAACGGUAGGCGAACAUGGUGGGGGAAGUUAAGCUUGAGAGCAUAA
Molecule: messenger RNA, 3558 nt
Organism: Sphenostylis stenocarpa
Lineage: Eukaryota; Viridiplantae; Streptophyta; Magnoliopsida; Fabales; Fabaceae
Source: the annotation of a GenBank genome assembly